This is a messenger RNA of Miniopterus natalensis, 1928 nucleotides long. It is a transcript of the gene SLC66A1, whose product is annotated as solute carrier family 66 member 1. Gene Ontology annotation, molecular function: L-lysine transmembrane transporter activity. NCBI's taxonomy places the organism in Eukaryota, Metazoa, Chordata, Mammalia, Chiroptera, Miniopteridae. The record is from RefSeq and is a predicted model, not a curated record. Gene Ontology annotation, cellular component: lysosomal membrane.
CGGCUGACCAGGCAGUGGAGACGGAGCCGAGAGACCCGCCGGGCGGCGGGUGUGGACGAGAGCCCUCACCUGCCUCAGCGUGCCAGCACCCUCCCUCUGCCUUCCUCAGCCAUGGUCUGGAAGAAACUGGGCUCCGGAAACUUCUCCAGCUGCCCUAACGGCUCCCGCCAGUGGAUAUGGGACGUGUUCGGUGAAUGUGCCCAGGACGGCUGGGACGAGGCCAGCGUGGGCCUGGGCUUAGUCUCCAUUCUCUGCUUCGCAGCAUCUACCUUCCCACAGUACAUCAAGGCCUGCAAGAUGGGCAACAUGGACCAGGCCCUGUCCCUGUGGUUUCUUCUGGGCUGGAUUGGUGGCGACUCCUGCAACCUCAUCGGCUCUUUCCUUGCUGACCAGCUGCCCCUGCAGACCUACACGGCGGUGUAUUACGUCCUGGCAGACCUGGUCAUGCUGUCCCUGUACUUUCAUUACAAGUAUAAGAACCGCCCCUCUCUCUUGUCUGCCCCCAUCAACUCCGUGCUCUUGUUCACUUUGGGACUGGCCUGUGCCACCCCGCUGCUGAGCAGCAUUGCCUCCAAGGCUGCCCCGCAGGAGGUCUUCAGGGGGCGGAAGCUCCUGUCUGUGGAGCCAGGCAAUAAGCCCUUCACUCGGCAGGAAAUCAUUGGCUUUGUCAUCGGCUCCAUCUCCAGCGUACUGUACCUGUUCUCCCGGCUGCCUCAGAUCCGCACCAACUUCCUGCGGAAGUCAACCCAGGGAAUCUCCUACUCGCUGUUCGCCUUGGUGAUGCUGGGGAACACGCUGUAUGGGCUGAGUGUGCUGCUCAAGAACCCCGAGGUGGGCCAGAGCGAGGGCAGCUACGUGCUGCACCACCUGCCCUGGCUCGUGGGCAGCCUGGGCGUGCUGCUGCUUGACACCAUUAUCUCCGUACAGUUCGUGGUGUACAGGAACGCCACCACGUCCCCAGAGCACCAGCCACUCCUCCCAGGCUGACCAGGACCCAGGUCAAGCCCACGUGACCAGGAUCUCCAGACGCCACACCAGGAAAAGAGAAGUGUGGGCAGCCACAGCGCUGCGGACCCUGGACCAGGCUGUGGAGGAAGCCGGGGUGGGGGCCUGGCACUCCUGACCCAGCGGCCUACCCCCACGCCUCCAAAACCUCCUGGGCUGGGCUGACUUCCUCAGGAGCAGCCCUGACUGACUCAGGAGCAAGACUGCCCCUAGGGCCAGCCUGCCGCCCCCACCCCCAUUUGGGACUCACCCCCCUUAGGGUCUGAAGCAGCUGUCUCUGGGAGCUUUGAGGGAGGGGCUGCAGCUGGCACCUCACCCCUCAAAAACCAGUGCAGCUGCCCCUAAGCUAACCUACCUCAUUCUGCUGCUCGCCCCCUGGGGAGGGACUCAGCCGUAUCCCAGGCUACCCAGGACUGUCCUGUGGGCUGCAGCCAGCCCAGUAAAUGGUACUUCCCAACGCGGCUGUCCUGUUCCUCCUUCCCAAGGUACUGGGGUCUGGGCUGCUCUGAACAGCGGUGGAUAGAGAUCUGGGCCCCACCUCCCAGGGCCUGGGUGGGGGCCUAAAAGAUCAGGCUGUGGGGGAGCCAAGCAGGAGGGGACUGAGUCUGCCAGCUAUCCUACCGGGGGCCUCUUAAUUUCAUCAACCUGCUUCUCUCUGACUGGCUCCACACCUGGUGAUGGGGACAGCUAUGAGAAUGACACUGCAACAGGGUCCCUGCACCUCGGUCCGCAGAAGGAAGCAGAUAGUUAAGGUUCAGAUCUUGGUUCUGCAUCUUAACUUCUCUGUGCCUCAGUUACUUUAUCUGUGAAAUGGAAUGACAGUGAUUACCACUUCAUAUGUCCUUAUGAGAUGGUGUAACUAUGGAGGUUAGCCCCGAAGUCUAGCACAUAGUAAGGACUCAAUAAACGUUAGCUUUGAUAAA